UCAAUGGUUGUUCGUCGUCGCGCUUAGUCGGAUCUCUGGUUUGUGGUGGCACUGUUUUGCAGUACCAGUGAUAGAAGGAAACUGCCUGUGUUCGGUCGACUGACAGUCGCUUUCGUUCUGUGUGCGAUCCGUGCUUCCCGCCAGUUAGAGUUGUCUGUGAUAUUUCUUCGGUUCCGGAGUAGAGACAUUUUUAGUAGCGAAUGAUUCGGUCGGACAGAACAAACUGCGAAAUUCUACGUAAGUGUGUUCUCAUGCCAGAAAAACAUAUUCCUGAACGCAAAAUUACUCGAAAACAUCUGUGAUAUAACGCAACAGUGUGUGAAGAGAAGAAGCGAAGGCAAAACAACGGCCGACAAUUGCCCUCGACCAAGAUAAGUGCAGUGCAACUAAUCCCCGGGAUUCGCGUAUCGACGGCGGCGAUGUACAGCGAUAAGGCUCUACCGAUAUACGGUGGAAGUGGCAGUGAAAAUAAUAAAUGUUUAUCUUACCCCGUGCUUCCGAGACAUUCCCACCAACAGCAGCAGCAGCAACAGCAACAACAGCAGUUGUUAUCCACGCAUCCGGCCGUGAUGGUUUCGCAGCAUUGUUCGAUUGCUUCCAUGAAUCCCAUCGUCAAAAGUCACUACGCGCCUACUGCGUCGCCUGAGUUUUCCAUUUUCGGUACCAAAACCAUGGUGACGGACGUCGGUAUUUGCUUCAGCAUGAGCAACGUCAAUCUGAACGGUGACUAUCCGCCUUAUCUGGGUCACCCGUCGUUGUCGGCGCUCGGCAAGGGAUAUAACUACGACACGACUUGGCCGGUCAGUUCUUCUAGCACCGCGGCGGCCACCCUGGCCAAAUAUCGUUCGACGACUCCGGCAUUCCACAGACCGCGCAACCGCAGUCCACCCAUCGGCAGUGCUUCCUCGCGUUCGCCACAAACAAACGCUCCCUAUCCGGUCCCAUACAACGACUAUUAUUUCGCUCAUCCCAAAAUUCCGAUUAAAAUCUACAACAAUCAUAACCACCACCUGUACCACCACACCGAUCCGAGUCCUUCGGCCAGUUCGACGCCGUCGGUCGCGAUCGCAACUGCGUACGGUCAACAGAUGAACAACUACCUAACCUAUCCGUCUUCCGGUGCUGACCGGAAUAAAUUCCUGGUUGCCGAUGGUACCGAACAGCACCAAAACGCCAGAAGAACGUUUCUCGACAGUCAGUGCUACGAUAUCUGUAUGACCAAGUGCCGAGACCGAAUGCAAACCGCUGCGACGGAACCUCCAACCGCCGACAGUCCGCUCGAUGUCGUCGAAGACGACGAUCCGGCCAGUGACGAAAGUUCCGACCGGACAACUGAUAACGACUGUGAACGACGGCGGCGGCCGGUCGCGUGUGUUGAUAAACCGAAGGAUUUUAGCCUGAAGCGACGAACCGACGAACCGGACGAUUACUCACCGGAGGAGGAAAUGCUGUUCAACGGGGACGAGCUGAUGAUCGACGAUGGCAGCCAACCGACUUCGGUGGCUCCGAAGAAGAAAUGGAUACGGCACUAUCUGAAGGACGAUCCCCUCGUAAACGGACAUUCCACAGCACCACCGCUCGUUGUGAUAUCGACCAAUGGUAGUAACGGUAGCAGUAGUACCAACAGUACCAUUAGCAGCAGCAGUAGCCAUCAGAAACACCAUCCCGCCUCUUCCCUCACGAUUGAUCUCUCGACCAAGAGCAGCAGUAUCGGUGCCGGCGGUCAUCACCUGUCCAGUACACCACCGUCGUCGGGCUGUUCGUCGUCGUCGUCGUCCACGCUUACGAUCUCGCCGGUAGACGAUUCACAGUCUUCGCUGAAUCUAAGCAACGGUUCCAGUGGAUACAUCACCAGCAGUAGUGCCAACACUUCCAGUUCACUGAAUCUCAGUGGCAGCAACAGCGGGUCCUCUCCGCUGCCGAUCACCAUCAACGGUAACGGUAGUGUCAUCACUUCUUCCCAUGGAUCCGAUUCACCUUCGCUGCCGCAUGAUCUCGUAAUUGUUCAGCAACAACAACAACAGCAGCAUUUGGUCCAGUCCGGUCAACUUGGACUGACCAAUACCGGCACACUGCUUGGUCAAAUUCCGACCGGUGGCCGACGAAGAACAACCAGUUCUAAUAGCAACGGAGUUGGUACCCGAGAGGUUCACAACAAACUGGAGAAGAACCGGAGAGCCCACCUGAAAGAGUGCUUCGAGCAGCUGAAAAAGCAACUUACGCUUCAACCGGAUGAAAAGAAAACGUCCAAUCUGUCGAUAUUGCACGCUGCCAUCCGACACAUUCAGCUGCUCAAACGUAAAGAACGUGACUACGAGCACGACAUGGAACGGCUGGCGAAGGAAAAAAUCGCUGCCCAAAACCGAAUACUGCUGCUCAAACGGGAGCUGUCCCAGUGGGGCGACGUGGACUUUUCCCGGCUCGCCACCGACACUGAGGUCAUCAUCCCCGGCAGCAAUGGUGUGCAAUCGGAUAGAGAUCUAUUGAAUGAUCCCCCGGGCAUUGCUCCAGGCCGUAAUGGGAUUCGAUACAGUUCGUCUAGUUCUCUGUCCAGUGUUGCCACCACGGCGUCGUUAGGCAAUCUACCGCUUCAAACGACAAUCUCGCCAGUAGUGAUGUCCGGUUCAUCACCGCUCCGUGCCAGUCCACCGGUUUCGAUCAGAAGCACCAACUCUCCGGCCGCUCUACCGUUGUCCCUCACCACCAAGGGUUCUCCGAAUGUAUCGGUCGUCACCACCGAGACGCACAACGGAAGCCCGUCGCCGCUGAAGUUCACCGCGGGCAGCCUGCCGAAUGGGAUUAACCUGAGCACUGCCAACAGCAUCAUCAGCAGCAACGGCAGCAGCAGCAGCAGCAGUAGUAGUGUUUCGAACAGCACCUUCAACGCCAGUACCGCCGGAAAUAUUGGCAGUGGCUUCAGUGGAACUACGACCUCCGCUGCAUUACCGUUGAUCGUUGGUGGUAACAACCUAGCCGCGUUUAGUCAAUCUCAACUAUUUACACCGGUCACGGCAACGAUCCUGACGAGCGGUGGGGGCACCUCAAUCCAGUCGCUACCACUGAAUCUGAACGUGACUUCAACCGUGACAAACGGUUCCUCUCAGAGUCAUCACACUCCGAUCAAUUCGGUGAACGGAGUAUCCAGUUCUUCCCCCAGUUUGCAAAUCAUCGGUACGACCAGCAACGGUACCACGAUUCCGGCCGGACUGGUCAGUACAUCCACCGGAAAGGAGCUGAUCAAUGGCACCAUGCUGCCGAAGAACGGAUUCCGCACCGACGGCAAUAAGAUAGAAAUUAUUGCCACCCCGUCCAGCGGUGGUAGUUCGCAGCUUGAUCCACCCGCAACCAAAGUGAUCAAGCUGGUUAAUGGAAAUACCAUUGUUGGACUGACCUCCGUUGAUAAGGUUGUCCAACAAGGUGGCAUCGUGGUUAGUCCAAUCCAGUUGCUGACGUCAACCCAGGGUCUUCGGGUUAUCCAGCAGUCACCGAAUGGUCUGGCCACCAUCGAACUCAGUACUCCCACGAAUGUGCAGUCGCAAUCAAAUCCAACCCUACGAACAACCAUCGGUGGUAAUGGGAGUUUUAACGGCACCAACAGCAGUACCACCAGCUCAUUGCAUUUAUCCAGUCAUCCAUCGAGCCAACCAAGCCAAACUUCAUCCCACCAGCAGCUCCAGCAGCAACCGAUACAGCAAAUGACGGGAGCUCAGCUGCAUAAACUCCUGCUCAGUUCUACCACCACCAACGGGCUGAACGGUUACGGUACCAACGGCACCAGCAUUGUUUCGAAUGCUGCAUUUCCCAACGGCCCAGCACCCAACAGCGCCACCAACACCACCAUAACUCCCGAGUUAGCUCGUCUUCCCGGUGGAGCAGAACUGAACAUCUUGCCAGCCGGUACGAAUAGUACCACUGCACUGCCACUGUACCGAACCACCGGUCAGCCGGGCAAGCUGGCAUUUGUGAAUGCAAUCUCCACUGGCAACGGUGGCAAUCUGACGUUGAAAGGUACCGAAUGCACAACAUCCAGUACCGGUCGAACGGCCGUCCACGUGGUCACACCGAUUCAAACCAGUUCCGGUCAGCUGUCCGGUCUGACACCGGUGGUUGUGUCCCGGUACGAUCAUAGCGCCAAUCUUCCGGCACUGUUCACCACAGCCUCCGGACCGCAAACAUCUGCCCAGCUGGGAAAGGUGGUAAAAACUGUAGGACAGUCACCGGGUGGUCUACCGUUGAUCGCUGCCACCCCGAAUGCUCAGUAUCUGAACACCGUUCUUAAGCCCACGGUAACAACCGCCAUGAUGGUUUCGGUCGGUUCCAGCAACACCAACAACAGCAACAGCAACAACAGUAGCAGCAGUUUUCCGUCGCCAUCGGUAGUCACCGGUAGCAGCGAAACCCGAGCCAAUCUCGUUCUUUUGAACAGCAAUAACCAGGGCCAAUCGCUACUGUCCUCACCAACGUCAUCCACGGUAACGAUGACGACGAUGACUCCCACCGCUGAGGUCACAGCAAUUGGAAAUUAGUGCCAGCAACAACAAAAAAUAAAAACAAACAUUAUUAGCAGACAGUCUGCCACAUCCAAGCAGGCCUCGACCAACAGGUUUCGAGUGGAAGUGCAGUGAAAUGUACAGAAAGACCAGAAUGUGAGUGAGUGAUGAAAGAGCGCGCGCGAGAGAGAUAGAGAAACAAUGAGACAGCACACUCCCAGAUGGAUGGAGAGGAAACAGAAAUUCAAUUACUAUACCGUGUGGACCCAAGUUUUCUAAAAGUAGGGCGAAAAAAGGUCUAACAAAGAAAUGAGAAGAAAAAACACAAUUUUGGAGAUGUAAACUAGUACUAAUACUAUAUCAUUACCCAAAAAAUACCACGUAGAAACAAUAAAAAAAAACUGUAUUUAAUUUAUAAUUUCUGAAAAUUAACUGUAGCUCAAUUUUAUUUUUUUAUUCAAGUUUUUUAAACAACAAACGAUACAAAUCAAAACGGAACCACACAACAAUUAAAGAAGAAAAAAAAAGUAUGUCUGUAAAUUUGUAGACCACAAAUUAAGUGCAGAAAUAAAGCAAAAGUUUGUAAAACUAAACAAUCUACAAUUUAUCAAAAUAAGACACAUACAUUGAACUAUAAGCAAAAACAAAACCAGACACUAAGUAGAAACGAAACCCAACAAUAUUUUACUGUAAAAAGUAAAGCAAAUAAGCUGUAUUUGUAUGCGCCAGGGAGAUACAAAAAAAAGUCAAAUAUCCAUUCUUUCCUGCUCUAGCAGUCGCUUGAUGAAUACAAAAUAAUAAUAAUGAAAACGAAAAAAAAAAUACGCGAAGACAGCAGAAAAAAAAGCACAUAAAAACAUAAAAGUAAAUGCUGAAAUUAAGCGAAUGGAUUUAAUCCUGAACAGUGUAGAAAAAAAAACAAAAAAAAAAUCCGUGUCUCCCCCGAGGGGGAAACAUGAUGUACAGUAUUUAAUAUGAUAAAAAGGAAUAAUCGUAAACGUAAACGUUUGAACUGUGGUCCAGAGUCGACUUCGGCAUUGCAUGCAAUCAGAGAACGUAGAGAAAACGUAGCGCAGGUUUACUCAAGAGCAUACCGCAAACUCAUGUGUGCGCACGGUACAAAUUAAUCAAAGAGUGUGUGUGUGCGUGUACGUGUGCUGAUAAUGGAAGCAACAAAACUCUGAAUACAAAAAAUAAAUAAAACAUGCUAUCGACCGAAGGAAGAAAUAUGCAAACGUACAACACUCACCGGAAAGAAAAGGUGAGUGUGGGUUAAACAAAAAAAAACACUCAAGUGAGAAAUUGACUAGGAAUAACUUAUAAAUGGAAAUGAUAUCGAAAAAAAAGAACAAAAUAAAAGUGUACCUAUUUAAAAAAUA
Messenger RNA from Malaya genurostris, 5869 nucleotides. RefSeq names its product mucin-5AC-like. The record is from RefSeq and is a predicted model, not a curated record. Gene Ontology annotation, molecular function: DNA-binding transcription factor activity, RNA polymerase II-specific; RNA polymerase II cis-regulatory region sequence-specific DNA binding; protein dimerization activity. Gene Ontology annotation, biological process: regulation of transcription by RNA polymerase II. NCBI's taxonomy places the organism in Eukaryota, Metazoa, Arthropoda, Insecta, Diptera, Culicidae. Bases 420 to 4526 code for a protein of 1368 amino acids. The transcript has 11 exons.